AUGCUUCGCUCGCUGCUCGGGACUCUCGCACUGUUGGCCGCGCAGGUCAACGCGCAGACGUGCGGUUCCGGCCUAGUACUCGAGACAUCGUAUGGCGUCUCGGCAUGCUGUCUACCACAGACACUGCUCCAGUGCAGCUCGACCGUCUUGCAGUUCACGCAAUCGGGCUCGUACCUUGACGCUCAGAAGGUGUGCACGUACAAGCCGCUUGCUGCCGGCACGUACAUCCAGUUCUCUGCGCCUUCCUUCAUGUCGUACGUCCCGGCUAUCGAGCUCUUCGGAGUGCCCGGUGAGGCGGGGAAUGUCAAGAACUCGUCGACCGCGGGCGGACUGGGUGCACAAGUCAGGCUUGGGGGUACCUGGGCGCUUCCGACGAACCCCUCGGGCGAACAAGCGACAUGGGGUCGUGGCGGCGCAGCUAGCGUCGUCAUGAUCGGCAACCAGCAGAUCUGGGCGGCGGGCGGCGGCGGCGGAGGAUCUGCCGGACCUGGCGGCAACGCUCACGUCGUCGGCGACACGACCGGACCGUACUACGCCGACCAGGCUGGUCAGGCGCCUACCUCGGACGCGACGACUCCGCCUGUUGCUGGCGGCGGAGGAGCAGGCUAUCUAGGCGGAGUCGCCGGUGAUACAGCCUCGAUGUCAGGCGGAACGGGCGGACAAAGCUUCCUUGGACCUUCCUCAAACCUGAACUUGAACGCGGUCACCUCGAAAACAAACUACCAGUUUGCUCCAGUCGUGAUUAGUUUCACAUGCGUUGCACCCACGUACUACGUGACAAUACCCGCUGUCACGCAGACCGUGCAGCAGACGUUGGUCGUCACGCAGUCCGCCACCAUCCUCGCUCCUGCGCAGGUGACGGAGACCGACUACGCCGAGACUCCCGCUGGUACCGACACUAUCACUGCGACGUCUAAGCCUCCCGCAUCCUCGGUCACCUCCACAGAAACCGACUACACCUAUCCGCCACAAAGCACCGACGUCUCGUGGGUCACUCCCCCAACUUCGACCUUCACGGAGACUGCAUCCGUCUUCAGCGAGGGCGCCUCUACGACGCUCGUCGACACGUAUACGCCGCCCGUCAGCUCUGUGACCGAGACGGACACUUCUACCGUGACCCCCGCCCUCGCCUACUCCACCUCGACUUCCACCCCGCCAACCCGCACCAUCCUGCAGACCGAGACCGCGACCGACACAGUCUCAAGCGGAACCUUUACUGCCGUCGUGACGAGCACGAGGGGUCGCGCAAGCUGCACUCAGCUCCGCAUGACGUACCCUUCCGCCUGCUGCCCGACACGCUAUAUGUCCGGACUUAAGUCGGUCUCGACAGCUCCGCCUACGCCUGCGAGCGCUGCUCGCCUUCGCCGUCGCAACCGCCGAAGCAUCGGCUUGCAGAAGCGCGAUACGAUCACGGUCAGGAGUGGCACCACCACUGUGACAAACAGCGUCACGAGCACUAGCUAUCUGUCAACAGUUACUCCAGCGCCUCAGACUAUUGCGACUGUCACUGUGACGACGGCAGGAGCGAACGCGACGGCUACUUCUACCGAGACCGAGGCAGCAGACACCUUGACGUUCUCGGCGACGACAAUUUUGCAAGGAAACGCUUCCACGACAACCCUCGUCUCGACCGCAGAUGCGCCUUCAACGACCGAGACCUCGACCGCCUUCUUUGACAAGUCCACCCUCACGCUUCUCGCAGCGACCAGCACGGUCGCGACUUCGGUACAGUACCUCACGCUCGACACGCCAACUUCGGUUAUUGAAGAAACUGCGCCAACGCCGCUCUACACCUCGACUUCGACCAUGCACGUUCAACAGACAAUCCCCGCUGCGACGGCAACUACAACGACGUAUGCCAAGCCGUCCUCGUGCGCCGUCAACACCGUCUGGGCUGCCAGCUGCCCUGUGCCCUUCCUGCAGAGUCUCGACCAGUCAACAAAACUACUCUCUGGCAACCAGCCGGUCAUCGUCGACUGCGGGUCAGCCGGCUCGUUCACGUACUAG
Rhodotorula toruloides NP11 is the source of this 2007-nucleotide messenger RNA. RefSeq lists its product as uncharacterized. The transcript has 9 exons. Bases 1 to 2007 code for a protein of 668 amino acids. NCBI's taxonomy places the organism in Eukaryota, Fungi, Basidiomycota, Microbotryomycetes, Sporidiobolales, Sporidiobolaceae. The record is from RefSeq and is a predicted model, not a curated record.